Ceratosolen solmsi marchali is the source of this 3655-nucleotide messenger RNA. RefSeq names its product Eph receptor tyrosine kinase (gene Eph). Bases 263 to 3334 code for a protein of 1023 amino acids. Gene Ontology annotation, cellular component: plasma membrane; dendrite. Gene Ontology annotation, molecular function: protein binding; transmembrane-ephrin receptor activity; ATP binding. The transcript is spliced from 14 exons. NCBI's taxonomy places the organism in Eukaryota, Metazoa, Arthropoda, Insecta, Hymenoptera, Agaonidae. Gene Ontology annotation, biological process: ephrin receptor signaling pathway; protein phosphorylation; axon guidance. The record is from RefSeq and is a predicted model, not a curated record.
UCAUAGUCUCGGAGGAACAAGUUAAACUGGCUAAUACGUUGAGAGCAACGAUAUCGGGGACUGUGACGAUACGGUUGACGAAAUUGGGCCUCGGGCAUUGUAAGGAAUUUCCUUUGACAAUGUUCUUAUCAAUGUGUUACUACCACUGACACUAAAAGUAUCCCAGGGAUGAAUUGGCAAAAGUGUUAGACACCUAUUACGGAGAGAAGACAGCUCUACGUCCCCCUGUUACAGAUACCAACAGCCGCCGGCCCUCGUGACCAUGGUGGAAUCAGGGGCUUCCGCUGCCUUCCUCCAUAUACUGCUAUAUGCUCUGCUCUCAUUACUGUUGAGCCCCGGGGAUACCGAAGCCGACCAAGUUGUUCUCUUGGAUACAACAACAGAAGGCAGUCUUAAAUGGACAAAAUUUCCUUUCGGAAAGCAAGCCAAUACACCCGGUUGGGUUGAAGAGUCAUUUACAAAUUUUGACAAAGGCAUCAAUUGGAGGAGUUACGUUGUUUGUGAUGUGGCAUACAAUAAUGUUAAUAAUUGGCUAUGGACACCCUUUAUCGAACGAGGUCCAGCCAAUCGAAUGUAUAUAGAAAUCAAAUUCACAGUAAGAGAUUGUUCGUUGUUUCCUGGAAAUGCACUUAGUUGCAAAGAGACCUUCAGUCUUCUUUAUUACGAAUUCGAUGCCGCAACAAAGGAACCACCGCCUUGGGAACCAGAUAGCUAUAAGCUUAUAGGUCGAAUAGCGGCGAAUGAGGGUCGUUUUAAUAGCAAUACUGAAGUGAUAAUAAAUACGGAAGUAAAGUCAGUUCCAGUGACAAAGAAGGGUGUCUAUUUUGCGUUUCGCGAUCAGGGUGCUUGCAUUUCGUUACUGGCUAUCAAAGUAUAUUACAUCAGCUGUCCUGAGAUAUCAGUAAAUUUUGCUCAUUUCCCGGCGACACCAACGGGUCGAGAAGUCGCCCUAAUCGAGCAGACUCUUGGUACGUGCGUAGUCAAUGCUAUAAAGAUCGAGCAACCAACAUACCUUUGUAAGGGCGAUGGUAAAUGGUAUCUUGCUAAUGGCGGUUGUCACUGUAAGCCUGGUUAUCAAGCCGAUGUUUUUAAACAAGAGUGCAAUGAAUGUCCCAUCGGUAAAUUCAAACACGAGGCCGGUGAACAUGUCUGCGAACUUUGUCCUGCGCACAGCAAGGCACCAGAUUACGCUUUUACGGAAUGCAGGUGCGAUUCUGGAUAUUAUAGACCAAGCAAGGAUCCUAAAAAGACACCCUGCACUCAACCACCUUCAGCACCACAAAACCUUACAGUUAAUUUUGUUGAUCAGUCAACUGUAAUUUUAUCUUGGAAUGCUCCACAUAUAUUAGGUGGUCGAGUAGAUACGACGUACAGAGUGGUCUGUGAUGCUUGCAGUUCUGGAGUUAAGUACAUUCCUAACACUGAAAUUUUUAACGAUACCAAGAUUACGAUUACUGGAUUAAAUGCUGUAACAACUUACCGUUUCCAAGUAUUUGCGGAAAAUGGAGUUUCACCCUUAGUUGGUAGGUCCGAAUACGUCGAUAUAACGGUGACAACAGAAGCAAGUGUGCCGAGUCUUGUUAGUAACGUUAGAAUUACCAGCGUCAAAAGUUCUGAACUGAGUAUUAGUUGGGAUGCACCGAUAAAUGAUAUUGGCGGUGAUAGUGACCUUGUUGAAAGAUACGAAGUCAGAUGCUAUUCUCGAUUUGAGGAUGCAACCAAUGCGACUGUGAUUCAAACAUCCGAUCUCUCAUCAACAUUCAAGGGUUUGAAACCUGCAACAGACUAUGCAAUACAGGUACGCGCAAAAACUACGCGUGGCUGGGGCGAGUAUACACCCAUUGUUUACAAAAAGACUUCUCACGCAAUGGGACUAGAUUAUGUCGGCGAAGAUGAUAACAUGCAAGUUCGAAUUAUUGCUGGAGCAGUAGUGGCAGUGGUUGUUCUAUUAGUAAUAAUAAUUAUUAUGACAGUACUCUUUUUAAAAAGCAGGGCCUCGGAUGAAUGUAAUAAGAAACAACCAAGCGACUGUGACACUUUGGAAUAUCGAAACGGAGAAGGACUAGUUGUGACCUACAUGACCACACCGCUCUUUACACCUGCUGUUGGAGUAGCCGCCUCGAGUAGUGGUGCAGGUGGUACGAGUGGUGCCAAUGCCAGAAGCUAUGUAGAUCCUCAUACAUACGAAGAUCCGAAUCAAGCGGUUCGUGAGUUUGCUCGAGAGAUCGACGCUGGAUACAUCACCAUCGAGGCUAUUAUUGGUGGUGGCGAGUUUGGAGACGUAUGUCGAGGAAAAUUGAAGCUUCCACCAGAUGGUAGAUCAGAGAUUGAUGUGGCUAUAAAGACAUUGAAACCUGGUUCCGCCGAUAAAGCACGUAACGAUUUUUUAACCGAAGCCUCUAUAAUGGGUCAGUUUGAACAUCCCAACGUUAUAUUUUUGCAAGGAGUCGUAACGAAAAGCAAUCCUGUGAUGAUAAUCACCGAAUUUAUGGAGAACGGUAGCCUGGACACUUUCCUACGCGCGAAUGAUGGUAAGUUCCAGGUACUCCAACUCGUUGGUAUGUUACGCGGUAUUGCGAGCGGUAUGCAGUAUCUGGCGGAGAUGAAUUAUGUACACCGAGAUCUCGCAGCAAGAAACGUACUCGUCAAUGCAGCUCUUGUAUGUAAGAUUGCGGAUUUUGGAUUGAGCCGAGAAAUCGAAAGUGCUACGGAAGGAGCAUACACAACGAGAGGAGGAAAAAUCCCGGUAAGAUGGACUGCUCCAGAGGCGAUAGCAUUUCGUAAAUUUACUAGCGCCUCAGAUGUCUGGAGUAUGGGUAUCGUAUGCUGGGAAGUGAUGUCCUACGGCGAGAGGCCUUAUUGGAAUUGGUCGAAUCAAGAUGUGAUAAAGUCUAUAGAAAAAGGUUAUCGAUUGCCAGCGCCUAUGGACUGCCCUGAAGCAAUUUAUCAACUUAUGCUUGAUUGUUGGCAAAAGGAACGGACUCAUCGGCCAACUUUCGCUAAUCUUACACAAACAUUCGAUAAACUCAUUCGGAGUCCAGAUACUCUCAGAAAAGUUGCUCAGAACAGGGGCACGAAUCCUUUAGCUCCAGAUGCUGUGGAUCUGACGCAGUUGACAUCAGUGAAUGAGUGGUUAGCAUCAAUCAAGAUGUCCCGUUAUGCAGAGAGUUUUGAACGGGCUGGAAUAACAAAUCUUGAAGCGGCUGCACGAGUCACUGUACAGGAGCUCACGGCUCUUGGUAUAACCCUUGUUGGCCACCAGAAAAAGAUCAUGAAUAGUGUAACGGCCCUUAGGACCCAGAUGUCAGCGACAUCACAAGGUUUUCUCGUUUAGCCUUCACUUCCUCGGUACUACAAAGAUCUGUUGUCAAUCUCUCUUGACUCAUCGAUAAACAUUGAUAGAGCUCUAAUGGAUCUAUAUCAUCGAAAAAUUUCAGAAUAAUGAAAUUGAUGUUACAAUUCAUUGACGCAUAGUCAUACAUUGACUAUUGAGUCGUGAUUCUUGUGACAAUAUAUGUAUAGUUGAAUUAUAACGAAGUCGAAAUGCUUGACAUAACUCAAUUAUACAUGCAAAUUUUCAUAUAAUUUAUCACUUAAAUAACUAGAUAAAUACAGACUUGAACAAGUGAUUGGGAGCUUAAUACUUAAAUGUUUA